AAGAAGAGACUAGACAACGAAGAAUAGAUGAACUUGAUAUUAAAAAUCACAGGCUUCAACAACUAUUGAAUUCCUCUUUAUCUCAAGUAAAUAGCUUAUCUAACGAAAUUCGUUGUUUGUCUUCUCAUUUAUCUCAUAAUAGAUAUCGAUAUCGAGACCUUGAAGUAGAAUACAAGAGCCUUUUAUUUCAGUACAAUUGUGCAAGAGCUGAUAUUAAUCGUCUCCAAAGUUAUGAAGAUGUCCAAUCU
Molecule: messenger RNA, 248 nt
Organism: Funneliformis mosseae
Lineage: Eukaryota; Fungi; Glomeromycota; Glomeromycetes; Glomerales; Glomeraceae
Source: the annotation of a GenBank genome assembly